GUUAAUUGUUGUUUAAAUAGACUGUCCAUGUGUGGGUGUCACAUCCACUGAUGAAAUAAUCUGGGAGAUAAGGAGCUUGCACUGUGUCUUCCAAUAUGUAUGAACACAGCGUAUUAAAGAUUAUCCUGAUCCUUCUGGCAUUAGCUGUGUAUAUUGUUACUGUGGCAUUUAACGCAAUAGCUGGUUCGGGACUAUUAAAAGGAAUAUUCUUGCAAAGUGUAGGAAACAUCUCAAAUAAAUAUGACACUGAUUUUACACCGGCUGGGUGGACGUUUAUGAUCUGGAAUGUGAUAUUUGCUUGGCAGUUUCUUUGGCUUGGCUACGUUUUGUCUCUCAUCUGUAGAAGGAGUGAUGUGGGCUGGUUCUAUCUAAAACCCAAUGUAUUCCCUGUUUCUUUUUACCUUGUGUGGAUGCUGAAUAAUGUCCUCAAUAUAGGAUGGCUCUUCUUGUGGGACAGAGAGCAUACGAUUCCUGCUCUGGUAUUUCUGGGUGCCAUUGCUCUCACAAACUAUAUAGUUCUCUUUAUUUCUUACCGAGCUGUGUUUAUCCAUGGGGAUUGGCUACAGAGACAACGUAAAACCGAUUUAUGGCUCAUCAGAAUUUUUGUCCACAAUGGAAUUGCCGUAUAUGCAACCUGGACAACAAUAGCCUGUCUACUAAACUUUGCUGUAGUCCUAACAUACAAUGGAGGCUAUUCAAACAGCACGUCCACUACUAUAGCGCUGGCUAUCCUGACUUUUGAAGUACUGUUAUGGUUUUGUUUGGAAAACUUUGUGUUUGACAAGUACGUCCGUUAUACAAUCACAGUAUAUCCUGUGGUUAUUGUUGCUUUAUCUGGAGCAAUGAACAAGAGUUAUAAUGCUGCAUCUCCUGGUCCAAAUGGUAUUUUUAUAGCCGUGCUCCUCGCCGUGGCUUGCACUCUAUUUGCGGCACGUUUGGUUUUGGUGGUUGUGAAACACUGCAAAAGGCCACUUUACGGAUCAGUUUUAUUCCAGAAGACGUCAUUACCCAUGUCAUAAAAAGAGCUACGAAGACGUAAAUCAUGUACUCCAAUUAUUAAUAACUUUGUAGCGCAUAUCUAAUUUAUAUGUAUAUACAGUGUUUGAUUAUACAAACUAACGAGUAUUCCAUCAUGGAGCCAAUUGCCAAGUACUUUCCAUUCUAAAUCUCCACUGCAACAAGGGACAUUUAGAAUGUUACCCUAUGACUGCCUGUUACUGUUAACACUUACGUUUUGUAGCACUAUGAGGGAUAUGAUGUAUGUACAAAAUUAGUGAGAGAGUAAUAUUGAGCACAAUGUUCUGAAAGUGAAUCAAUUAGUAGAGGUAUAAAUCUCAUCUAUUAUUUAAUGCUGUUUCAGCAUGGCCUCAUCCAGGAGAACAAUGACUGCAGUACACACAGUGCCUGAACUUUCCAUUGUGAGUGCUUAAGGUGCGCCCAUUUGGGGCGCUUACUUCCUGUUGUGAAGUACAAUGCUUAAGGGAAAAUAAGUUAAAAAUGUAUUGUAUUGUAAAUUAAAGGAACACUUGAGUCCUCUGAAUUACUGUAGCUUAGUGAGGUGCACUAGGGGUAAUGUCCCUUUCCCUUCUGGCUUUUAUCAUUUAAAAAAAGUGUUGAUUUCAAGAGAAAUCGCAAUUUUACAAAUCAUUCCCCUUAAAAACUCCUUUUGGCUGUCAUGUCACACCAGGGAGGGUGUUCAGCCUCAUUUGCUUUAAACUGUAGUUCAAUGUAAAAAUAAGUGCUUCUCACAGAUAAGCAUUAGUUUCAAUGUUCCUCUAUCAUGGUGAUUGCCGUGCAUGGGCCAUGUGUGCCAGUGCUUCUCUAUGAGAUAUGUGAUUGGACACAAGUUAUCUGUAAUGAUGAUGUCACAGGAGGUGGAUCAGAGCUGCUGGCAUCUCUAAACUAUAUCGUGAUAAAUAAAGGUGUUAAAGGGACACAACAUACCAAAGAUGCAAUAUUCUAAAUAACUUGGAAGUGGGUUAGCCUAUCGUGCUCAUCCUUUCAUUUCUGUGCAAGGUGGAAUAGAUUUACACUUAACAGAAAACCUGGUGGUGGCAUCCACAGCAUCAUAACCACUACAAAAAGCAAUAUUAUGGUGUUGAAAGCAAACCAUAAAGCUGAUGUUUUUUUAGCAGUGAAACACACGUCUCAUGAUUAUUUAGCAAGGAAGCAAAAACAUUUGCUAUGUUGAAUACAAAACAAAAACUAGUAUACAUUUUUUUUUUUUAAACUGUAAACAUCAUCUUUUUUUUACAACUGUUACAUUGAAACAUCUUUUUAUAACGACUUAUAUCUUAAGGGCUUAAAAUAAUAAACACAAAUAUAAUUGUUGCACAGUUUGUAAAACAUUGUACUUGUAUCUUCUGUUAUUCGUAUCAUGCAUUUAAUCUUUUCAUAAUAAAAAUGCUAUAAAAUGUAAAUAAAA
This is a messenger RNA of Pelobates fuscus (common spadefoot toad), 2425 nucleotides long. RefSeq lists its product as uncharacterized. The transcript has 8 exons. Lineage: Eukaryota; Metazoa; Chordata; Amphibia; Anura; Pelobatidae. The coding region runs from base 96 to 1019 and encodes 307 amino acids. The record is from RefSeq and is a predicted model, not a curated record.